Molecule: messenger RNA, 915 nt
Organism: Brassica oleracea var. oleracea
Lineage: Eukaryota; Viridiplantae; Streptophyta; Magnoliopsida; Brassicales; Brassicaceae
Exons: 2
Coding region: 1-915 (304 amino acids)
Source: RefSeq, a predicted model, not a curated record
AUGGCGGUGGAUGAGCAAGACAAUCCCUCAGAAUUUACCCCAAGAGAAGCCGAGCUUCAACGACAGAUCGACGGACUGCAGAGCCAAGUAAUCGACUUGCACAAGGCUCGAGAAACAACCGAAAAUCCAGAGCUUUCCUCCGAGGUUCAGAGCCUGAAGGAAAAACUCGGUGAACACUCCAAACAGCUGGAGUUAAGCGCCGAGAAACUCAACCAACUACAGACGGAGAACGCUGCACUCCGAGACCAGAACAAAGCUCCCAGCAAGGCAAACAAUAAGAAGUGUCGCUUCAACACUCGGGUUCGACCUAUGGGAAGCCUGAGCACUCCAAUCCAGGGGAGCAACCCUGAUUUGUACACAGGAGUAGCUACCCCAAUCCAGGGGAGCAACCCUGACUCCAUCAAGAUGUACGAUGGCACCGGAGAUCCCGACGAUCAUAUCGCACAAUAUAAACAGAGGAUGCUAGCGUUUGCGCUCCCCAAGGAUUCUCAUGAAGCUACCAUGUGUAAAGGGUUCGGCUCCACUCUAAUUGGACCUGCCUUGCAAUGGUAUAUCAAUCUCCCUAUCAGGUCCUUCUCUUCCUUUGCCGGCCUGAGCGACAAGUUUGUAGAAAAAUUCGCGAGUAGUAGGAGUCUGGAGAAGACUUCAGACGGUGUCUACGACAUCCUCCAGCAUCGAGAAGAACCCCUGCGGGACUACAUAGCCCGUUUCAAUCAAGAGAAGGUAGCGGUCCCUGAAUGCAGCAUCCCUACCGCAAUCUCUGCCUUCAAGAGAGGCAUACUUCCAGACGGAGGGCUCUACAGAGAGCUAACCAUGUACCCUUGCAAAACCAUGGAGGAUGUGCUAUCCCAAGCAUGGGCACAGGUGAAGUGGGAAGAGGAAGUUGCUAGCCGCGCCAAGGCUCAACCCAAAUAG